GAAUCAUCCUGAUCCAUAAAUCCAUUAUUGCUUCUGAGAGUUCCGAUUCGAGUACUCCAAUUUAGGGCUCCUAAGAUUUCAUUUUCAAACCAACGCUCUGUCAAAUCGCUUUAAACUUGCCGAAAUCAACGCCAAUAGAGCCCAAAACUCCUCAAUUCCAAUUUCUGUUCAAGGAUAUACCUGUGUUUGCGGUGCAGUUGCUUUAAUUUUUAACGAAACUGCUGUGUUUGUUUGAAUAGGCAUCAUGAAGUUCUUAGAGUACACGCCUCUUGACCGAAUAAAUGAUUUCUUGAAUCAUUUGAAUCUCGGAGAACGCACUAUCAAAGGAAAUCUAGAAGCUUACUCUUGCAAACAUACGGGAACAGAUAAGAAGCUAUCUCUCAGCUUGGAGAACGAGAUCCUUGAUUAUCUUGGCAAAUCGUCUGACACUGACUCCUCUUCACCAGCAGAAUACCUUUUGUGCAGAUCCAGCCGGAAGACAUUGAUGUACUUGGUUCUUACACUCAAUCACAUGUGUCCAGAUUUUGACUUCAGUGCGGUGAAAGCUCACCAGUUCUUCACACAGGAAAGCUGGGACAUUUUUAAACAGAUUUUUGAGACUUACAUGUUUGAAGCUUCAAAGGAAUGGGCCGAGGCAGAUGGUGACUGUUCCCUGCUGGAAGCAUUAUACAAGGCACUGGAUGAGGUCGUAAGAUUAAAUGAUUGCGAAAUUUACAGUUACAAUCCAGAUUCUGAUGCAGAUCCAUUUCCUGAGAAAGGAGCAAUAUGGUCCUUCAAUUUCUUCUUCUAUAAUAGAAAACUAAAGCGAGUUGUGAGCUUCCGAUUUUCUUGCUUGAGUAAUUUAGUGUUGGAUGGAUUUGUUAUGGAUGAGCUGUAUGAAGAGGAAGAUGGAGAAAUUUUUGAUGACAUGGACAUCUAACCACUGACUGGCAUUUGUAGUAUGAUGUUUAUAUGUGAAGACCAUCAAACUUCUUCCAUGUAAGGUGUGUUAACUUGUAGUGCCAUUUCUUGUGGUGACUAUGUAGGAUUAGUUUCCCUGUUUCUGUGCAUAUACUUCUCUUAGUUAGGAAUGCUGUUGUCAGUAAAAUGUAGUAGUCAGUGUUUAUAUGUCUGUACCUUGUCUCAGGCAAAAAUAAAAAAGGAUCAUGUUGAGUGACACUUGAACUCAAUUCUCUUUGUCAAUUACUUCAUGAAUAAAUUUCACCUAAUUUGAUCUUGGCGUA
Molecule: messenger RNA, 1223 nt
Organism: Mangifera indica (mango)
Lineage: Eukaryota; Viridiplantae; Streptophyta; Magnoliopsida; Sapindales; Anacardiaceae
Product: repressor of RNA polymerase III transcription MAF1 homolog
Exons: 11
Coding region: 245-919 (224 amino acids)
Biological process (GO): negative regulation of transcription by RNA polymerase III
Cellular component (GO): nucleus
Molecular function (GO): RNA polymerase III core binding
Source: RefSeq, a predicted model, not a curated record